CGUUGUUGCUUUUCUAUCAGCCUAAUGAACGCUUUAAUUUGUUUUCUUUUACAAUGCUAUUAUUUAAAUUGUGAAGGGGCUUGACUUAAUCACGGCAAACAUAAACGUAACGCGUUGGCACACCUGGAUACCGCAAUCAAAAUAUGCAAAGACGAGUGUGUGACCUAAAUGGCUUCUUUUAUCAACGUCAAGUCUAUCGGCUCACGUGAACGCCUCAGCAACACCAGUUGAUGUUGGUAUAAAAAAGGCUAUUUAUUACUUGGUCAGUUCAAAAACUGACCUUGUAAUAAAUAUGGCAAUACCAUUUGAAACGGUAUGGAUAUUUUGAACAUCAUAACAUCAUUCAUUUAUGAAAUAUGCAAUGCAAUUUGGAACAGGGUGUGGUGUGCACAUGUAGGCCUAUGUGAUUGGACUCUGUGGAUGCACUAUCUUCAUAUAUCGUUUUGGCCAAUCUGUUAUGUAUAAACUGCAAACGUUGAACUGCAGAUAAUACAACAGGGGGGCUUUAUCAGUACAGUAGACAAAUCAACAGAGAUUACUUUCAAAGCUUCAAGGAAGGAUCACGGCCAAGACGACUUGCGAUGUAAUACUUUAUCUACAACUUGGCGAGAUACCACCAUAAUAAAACCAUCAACAAAUAAACUGCUUUAUAGUUCACACGAUUAUAAUUCAGGGAAAUGAGUUAGAAGGAAAUGUGUUAUGUUGCGUGGUGCACCCAACAUUGUAUUUUUGUGUUUGGACUUCCUUUGCACUGCUCGUCAAUGCAGUGUUAACAAAAACCAACGUGACAACCACAUUUUUGAAAACGAUAAAACAUUCAGGACGAUUCCAGCCAUCUGAACCCAACCAUGGCCGGGUACUCCAAACAACUGCAGGGAUUCAGCCGCAAUUGACCUCCCAUUGGGACGCUGUUUUAAGCCCUGAGUGAUGUUAACGUCACACAAACACGUGUUUGCGUGUAGCUGGGGGGCAGGCAGAAAUUGUAUGUUUACUAAGAUCGGCUGGAGGUAAAGCCCAGUGAAGUGCGGCAAAGAGAUGGGGGGGGGGGGAAGACGAACUAAAGCCUGCAGUGCUAGCUUUUGAAUGCUGCUGGUGUGCCGUUUUGACUUUGUUAGAAACAAGAUUGGCUGUGGAUUAUUGUGCCACACGUUGUGAAUACUAAAUGUUGCUGACGCUGACCUUGCAUGCUCCCUGCCACCUGAAACAAUAUGGAUACAUGAUGAAUAUCACGUCUUUCCCUGAUGUUGUAUUGUUGUUUGUUUAUGCAAGAUUACCCGGGAGCUGUGAUUCUAUCAUCGAAUUCAGAUCAUUACUUUUUUUCUAUAACUUCUUAAUCGUUCCAUCCCUCUAAUUAAACUGCCACGUGGCUCUGAUGGACUGCCGCUAUUAUGCAAAAAAAAAAAAUGGGCUGUUCCAUACUUUGGCCUUAAGCCAUCCCCCAGAAUGCUGCUAAAUUCCACCCAGGUUGGCAUUAUGGAAAACAGCCCAAGCUUUUCCUAGCUGUGUGUGUGUGUGUGUGUGUGUGUGUGUGUGUGUGUGUGUGUGUGUGUGUGUGUGUGUGUGUGUGUGUGUGUGUGUGUGUGUGUGUGUGUGUGUGUGUGUGUGUGUGUGUGUGUGGUCUUGAGCGGCAUGAAAUACAUCAAACCCUAACCCUCUUGGAUGGUCAGCAUCCUCUCUAAUGGUCAUUUAAUGAUGCUGUGCUCAUUUAAUGAUGUCAUUUAAUAAAGGCUGCAGUGCUCCCGAGGUUCAAUAACAAAUAAUUAUUUUUCAAUAGUUUCCUGUGCCCUGCUGUUGUUACUAAAGAUAAUGAACUUGUACUUUUUGUUGUCGUCAGCUGUGACUAAUUUGUAACCCGUACACCAAAGAGUGUGCGUAAAGUCCAGCUUGGGAAGUAUUGCACAAAACCUUGUCACAGUUAAGUGAGCACUUUUAUCUACCCACAGCUCGUAUCUAUUCAGCUUCCUGGAUAUUGUCAACAGUUGUAAAGGCAGGAUGUUGCUAAGCUACUGGCUCAUUUCUUACUUCUGCUAAAUUGGAUGUGCGGCUAUGAAAUUAACACUAAUUUAUAUGAGAACCUGCCGGUUCUCAAGGCAGAAAGGUGUGGGUUAUUGAACUUAAAGUUGUUUUUGAACCUUUUGAUUUGUAUUACCAGAAGUGUAGCUAGGCUACUCAUUGCGUUCACUGCUUGUUAGCUGCUGUUCAAUGCCUGAAGUUGGUCAAGAGACAUUCAGCCUCUGUCAGUCAGUUUGUACUAAGCGCCAUUCCUGGUCAAUUCAUGGUCAACCAAAUAAAACUAGGAUAGGUACUAGUUAUGACCGAUUCCAUUAAUGGACCGGAGUUUGAUUUGUAUCAUGUCCUUGUCCUUGUUUCUACGUUCUGUUUUGAGCUGUUUCAGUUAAUGACAUUCCAGCAGAAUCACAGUCUGCCAAAUAGAAAAUAAAACAAUGGCUCAAAACAAUUCAAACACUUUGAGCAACGUAAAGAUUCGGCCCCGUUCGGAAAUCAGCCACUGCCCAGCCAAAGCCCGACUGGUACACAGUGGUGUUCACCAGACUUCAGGUUAACAUUACCGAGGGGUCUGGUCUGAUUUUGUCACUAGACUUGUCUUGCCUUGAGUUAUUUGCAUGAGCUCACCGUGUUUGCAUGACCAUUCUUCAGGGAGGUGUGUGUGUGUGUGUGUGUGUGUGUGUGUGUGUGUGUGUGUGUGUGUGUGUGUGUGUGUGUGUGUGUGUGUGUGUGUGUGUGUGUGUGUGUGUGUGUGUGUGUGUGUGUGUGUGUGUGUGUGUGUGUCUGACCCUUUUCUUAGGCGGGCCUCCGGCUACAAGCUUUCCUCACACUCACCAACUCAUCAGCACCCCGCCUAGAAAAAGCUUUUCUAAUACAAAGGAUAAUUAGCAAAGUUACGAAAUGUGCGGUGGAAAUACAUGGACAUGGUUUGAGUUGUGACAUGCUCCUUAUUAAGACUUAAAAGACUCAACAGAAGACCUGAAUACAUAUGCUGUAUGCUAGAACAUAGUGUGUACGCACGCACACACAAAAAGUGUCAUUGUGGUAUAGCCAACGCAUAACGCCAAAUGCAGAAAAUGUGACGCUGUGGUGGGUGUCAAUAAAUGACAUGCUUAACUUCCGCCUCGCAGCAGUUUCAGUUUCAACUAAUAACAAAGUCCUUUCGACUUAAAAAGGUCACAUUCUGAGUGAUAUAUCUGGGUGGCUCGCUGUCGUGGAGACGUGUGCCUCGGGUCUCGUGGGUGUGGGUCUGAGAGAAGAUGGAUGGCCUGAGCAUUGACAUUACAACUGUGAUAUACACACACCUGCGGUCUUACACGGUGCCAAACGAACAGCGCUACAUCAUCCGCAUACUGUUCAUCGUGCCCGUGUACGCCUUCGACUCCUGGCUCAGCCUGCUCUUCAUCAGCAACGACCAGUACUACGUCUACUUUGACUCCGUCCGUGACUGCUAUGAAGCAUUCGUCAUAUACAAUUUUCUGAGCCUGGCGUUCGAGUACCUCGGGGGAGAGAGUGCUAUCAUGUCAGAGAUCCGAGGAAAACCCAUACAGUCAAGUUGCCUCUAUGGAACCUGCUGUUUGUUUGGAAUGAGCUAUUCAAUUGGCUUUCUACGAUUCUGUAAACAGGCUACCCUUCAGUUCUGCGUGGUCAAGCCCAUCAUGUCGGUCAUCACCAUCAUCCUGCAGGCGGAGGGCAGGUAUCAUGAUGGUGAUUUCAGCGUCAACGGAGGAUACCUGUACAUCAGCAUCAUCUACAACUUCUCCGUCAGCCUGUCCCUCUACGCCCUCUUCCUCUUCUUCUUCGCCACGAGUGACCUGCUCCGGCCCUACGAACCGGUGCUGAAGUUCCUCACCAUCAAAUCGGUCAUCUUCCUUUCCUUCUGGCAAGGCAUGGUGCUGGCCCUCCUGGAGCGGUGUGGCGUGAUCCCCAACGCGCGGCUCAUCGACGGCCACGAGGUGGGCGCCGGCACGGUGGCGGCGGGCUGGCAGAACUUCAUCAUCUGCAUCGAGAUGUUCUUCGCCGCCAUCGCCCUCCGCUACGCCUUCACCUGCGACGUCUACCAGGAGAAGAAGAACGAAAUACCAGCGAACAACGCCCCCAUGCAGAGCAUCUCCAGCGGCCUGAAGGAGACCAUGAACCCGGGGGACAUGGUCCAGGACGCCAUCCACAACUUCUCGCCCGCCUACCAGCAGUACGCCCAGCAGUCCACGCAGGAGGUGGUCCAGCCCAGCCAGACCGCCAAGCAGGGCCCCGGGAGCAACGGCAAAGCCCCGCGCAAAUCGGACAAGAUCAUGCUCAUCACCUCAGACGAUGACUUCUAAAUUGCACGUUGCGUUCGUCCCGUCAGCCAUGCCCAUGCCCCCCCCAACCGUGCUCCUCCCCCUGCUUCUCCCCCCUCCGCCCUCCGCUCCUGCUCCAUUUUGUGCAACUGCCGUAUCAAGGAAGAACUUGCACGACUCCUGUACCUUUUUAAUACUCUGGAGCAGCGAGGGGCGCCAUUGUGUGUCGUCUCGCUACAAUGCGAUUCACGCGGAGAGCUGAGCAGGGAUGACGGGUCCAGCUCAACAAUGAUUAUUAGAAGGGAGGGGAGAAUCGCCUCAUUUUAACCACGGAGGGACCAAGUCAGGGAUAUAUACGAUACGUCGUAUUACAACAAUGUAUCGAUAACAUGAGUGGCCAAAGGAAGACCGUUCUGCCUGACUCUUGUUGUUUUCAUGAGGUUUAUGGCCAUAUGCAGCCAGCAUAGAGGAUGGACCGGGAAAGUGGUCAUGGCAAGGUCUGAGUCCUCCUGGCCCUGAUCUCUCUCUCUCUCUCUCUCUCUCUCUCUCUUGCCUCUCAUCUCCUCGUUUUGAAGUGUUUGGUUCCUUCUGUGGGGCUUCAUCUGACAGGCGAGAUGAUUCUGUCAAAAGGGGGCACUUCAAACCACAUAGAUUUGGUGGGGUGGAAUCCUUUUAGUAGCUGGCUACAAGCGUGGGCAAAAUGGAUGGAAGCGGCUGGUCUCCCACCAACCGAAACAUUCCAUCGGGGUCCUCAUUAGUUUUCCUCAGCCCUGUGCAGAAGAAGCCUGUAGUUUGUUCUGCUGUGCUUGAGAGGGGUUUAACCAACGUAAAGAGAAUCAAGUCUCGCGGCAUCAUCUUUCUACUCCAUCCACUUAUUAAUUUUUGUAUUAUAUGUAAAGGAAUAGUUCUGAUUGGUCUGUUGUGUGAUUUUUACCUUGAAGAGAUAUUUUUAACUGGAUAUACAAAUUGUUUUGGUGCAAACUACUUUGAACAUAUAAAAUUGUUUUAAGCUAAAUGUUGAUGUAAAUAUUGAACUUUGAAGCAUUUUCAAAGCAUGUUUGUGAAUACCUUGUUUGAUUUCAAUCUGUCUUUGUACUGAAGUAAUGCAGGCUAUACAUAACUCUUGCUUCGGUGUGAAGUAAUCAAAAUUUCACUUGUGCCAUAGCUUUUUUCCUGGGAAAGCAGAAUUAACUUUUGAAGAUGGGCACAAAGUGUAAUUUACAUGAUAAAGAGAUUGUUCUGUUUUUUUUUUUUUCCUCUGACUGAUGUAAAAUAAAUAAUUUAAUAUGUUUGCUGGCAUGAGUGUGCUCAAAGGACUCCUUCUGUGUUAGGUAGAAAGGGGAAUCUUUAUUUAAAAGUACAAAAGGGACAUGGCUAAACUUUGGUUUAGCUUAUCUUGAGUACAGGAAGAAAUACAGAUUUACUUUAUGCAUGUUGGUACCUCAUUGGAAUAUGGACAAUUUGUGAAUGUAACAAAAUCAAUUAAAUAAAUAUAAAAUAUAUAGGAAAGGA
Molecule: messenger RNA, 5798 nt
Organism: Gadus morhua (Atlantic cod)
Lineage: Eukaryota; Metazoa; Chordata; Actinopteri; Gadiformes; Gadidae
Gene: tmem184a
Product: transmembrane protein 184a
Exons: 8
Coding region: 3267-4328 (353 amino acids)
Source: RefSeq, a predicted model, not a curated record